AUGAAUAAUAUUGUGACAUUAUUGUUGGUAGCACUCAUUGCAUUAUUACAAAUCAAACAAAGUUUUUGUAGUAACCAGCCUCUUGUUCUAAGUUACUAUGAAGAAACAUGUCCCAUGUUGGAAGAAAUCGUUAAUCGUCAAGUAAAAAUUGCGGUUCUGAAAGAGCCUCGAAUGGCUGCUUCACUUCUUCGCUUGCAUUUCCAUGACUGUUUUGUCUUGGGGUGCGAUGCUUCGGUUCUACUAGAUGAUUUUGAGGGUGUGCCAAGUGAAAAGAAUGCAGGACCUAACGUGAACUCGUUAAGAGGAUUUGAAGUCAUUGAUGAGAUAAAGUACCUUGUUGAAGAUGCAUGUCCUUGUACCGUUUCAUGUGCAGACCUUCUAGCCAUUGUUGCUAGGGAUGCCGUCACUAUGAGCGGCGGGCCUAAAUGGAAUGUGUAUUUAGGAAGGAGAGACUCCACGAAAGCAAGCUUGAAAGGCGCAAACAAGUUCAUUCCUGCUCCAAAUUCUUCUUUGGAAACCCUCAUUGCCAACUUCCAAGCUCAGGGUCUUAAUAUUCAAGAUUUGGUUGCUCUUUCAGGUAGCCACACAAUCGGAAAGGCAAAAUGCAGGAGCUUUAGGCAAAGAAUCUAUGACUACAAUGACUCAGAAGAAACCUCGUAUAAUAAUCACCACAAUGACAAUGAAUUCUUAAGAGUGUUGGAAUCAAUAUGCCCAAAAUCUGGAAGAGAUGACUCUUUGGCACCAUUAGAUUUAAUGACUCCAACUAGAUUUGAUAAUCACUAUUUUCACAACAUAAAAAGGGGACAAGGACUUCUUAUUUCUGACAACGUGUUGCUUUCUGAAGAUGUUGAAGGGGAAAUUCGAGACAUCGUGUGGGAGUUUGCUUCAGACGAAGAAAAGUUCUUUGAGUCGUUUGCAUAUUCAAUGAUUAAAAUGGGAAACAUAGAUGUACUCACAGGGUAUCAUGGUGAAAUUAGAAAGAAUUGUAGGUUUGUCAACACCUAA
Messenger RNA from Erigeron canadensis, 1005 nucleotides. RefSeq names its product peroxidase 20. The transcript is spliced from 4 exons. The coding region runs from base 1 to 1005 and encodes 334 amino acids. Gene Ontology annotation, molecular function: peroxidase activity; heme binding. Gene Ontology annotation, biological process: hydrogen peroxide catabolic process; response to oxidative stress. The record is from RefSeq and is a predicted model, not a curated record. Lineage: Eukaryota; Viridiplantae; Streptophyta; Magnoliopsida; Asterales; Asteraceae.